UGUCAUCAGUUUUAUGCAUCGGACACAGACUUAAUUCAAGUUGUUUAUAUUAGUACGGCCAUUGUUUUCAGUUGAUGACGUCAGUCGUUGACCCUUAACCCUAGAUGACGACCUUACUCGCAAAGAGAGGUCAACACGUUGUUUAGGGGAUUGCUAUUGGAAGGAAAAUCUCAAUAAAGUUGUGACUUCAACUGUCAGAUUUGAACUUGGGGGAAAAUAAUCAAAAUAGACAAAAAACGAUGUAAUCAUAUUUGAGUUAGUGCGUUUUUUAUUUCAGUCAAACAAACUAUUCCCAAAUUUUAGCCCAACCAUCGACCGAGUUUGUUGACUGGAAAUUCUAGUGGUACUUAGGGGUAAUUGUAAAGGGCUUCUGAUAAAAAGACUUGUAUAGUCGGGUAUUAUUAUUAGGAAAGAGCGUAUCCCCUCAAGAUCAAAGCACGCCGUCAAUGGAAUAACAGCAUUGAUUUCAGUACCGUUGUAACUUGACUUUCGUCGAGUAAAUACGUGAUUUUCGUUCUGAGUUUGCAAAACCGAUAAGAUGGCUUCGGCAAGCGGAAAUCUGUGCAGAAGAUGCUUGCUUCAGUGGAAUAAGAAAAUUUUGACACCGUUUACUUUGCAAUCACCACUGAAGGGUGGGGAUUAUUUACCCUACCCCAUCACCUUUGGCCUGACUAGUCCUCUCAAUAACUUUAUAAUAACUCGUCAGAGAUCUAUGUAUAAAAAUAUAUACAGUGCUUUAUAUGACGAAUCUUCGACCAAAGAUUUUAUUUACAGUCUUCAUUCUAGAGAGAGGGAAUUACUUUUUAGAGAAAUGCAGAAGUGUGAAGAAAAAAGAUUAAAAUCAGAAGGACAGGGCCCCGUACAGCCACCAACUUCAGAACAACUUCGAUUUCUCGCCUUCCACAAUGCAUUGCCUUUUUUUGGUUUUGGCUUUCUGGAUAAUUUAAUUAUGAUAGGAUUUGGAGAAUAUAUAGAUUUGACCCUGGGAAUGAGACUAGGUAUUUCAACAAUGGCAGCGGCUGGAUUUGGUAAUUUAAUAUCUGAUGUAGCAGGAAUUGGGUUGGCAUCUUAUGUAGAAAGAUUAUCAGUUAAGUUUGGAGUUCGAACACCUGAAAUGUCACCUGAACAGAUUGAUAUGCCCAAAACAAGAUGGAUCGCAAGUAUAGCAAGGGCAUUUGGUGUAGCAUUUGGUUGUUUUAUUGGAAUGUUUCCACUUCUUUUAUUUAAAGAUGAAGACCAGAAAUGUGAUGACAAAACAUGAUUGACUGAUAUAUUAAAUUAGGUGUGAUACAAAGAAUUAUUAUUUAAAAGAUAGAUUUAGAACUGUUAUUCUUGACCAGUGUUCGAUUGUAACCAGAGAUUAAUGAGUCUAAAGGCUUGUAAUUAGUCUUCUGUAUUAUGGUCAUGGUUUCAGGAAUACAGAUAUUAGAGGAUAGUGUAAUAGAUAUUUUAUAAAAAAAACAUAAAAUAUUGAAAUCAGAAGUUGGGUAUUUUUAUUUAUAUAUUCACACCUAUCAUAAUAAUUUUGUUUAUUUCACAUACAUGUAGAUAUGAAAAGAAAGCCAGAAGUUGGGUAUUUUUAUUUAUAUAUAGUCACACAUAUCAUAAUAGUUUUGUUUAUUUCACAUACAUGUAGAUAUUAUAUACGAUGUAGUUGGAAUGGGAUAUAUCCCUAUAACAUUGUGUGAAGAAAUUUAAGUAUGAAAAAAACAUACAUGGAUCCAUAAUUAAGCUGAUUAUUACAUCAAAUACUGUAUUAAAUUAUAAUAACAUAUACAUUCUUUUCUACGGUACAUAAAUUUUCUUUUAUUAUUCUUCCUAAUAUUUUUAAGUUCUUUUCUAUUUAUGGUAAAUCUAUUUAGACCAAUAACAUUUUUGAAAGGAAUAAGGUGGAAUUUAAAGAUCAUAUUGUAUUGUUAGUAUUUGUUUUCUUUGUAGAUCAGAGUAAUUAAUUUUACACUUGUUUCCCCCCUUUUGUUAUCUUUUGAAUUUGUUAUUAUUAGAUAUAUAUUGUUACAUUAAUGGUUUAGAUACUCUAUUUGUUGAAUACAUGUUUAUUGUUUGUCUUGUCUGGAUAAAUUUUAACAGAUUAUUUUAGUCAUCCUGCGAUCUUCAUUUAUAGACUCAUUUACAGAUUCUUUUUUAUGUCGUAGAUCUUUAAUAGACAAUUUUAAAUCUUAAAACACAUGGGAGUAGGGAGGGUCUAGUGUGAAAGCAUAAGAUUGUCAUUGAGUCAAGUGGCAUACUUUCAAUUUUAUGUGACAAGGAAUGUAGAUAUGCCUGUACAACCUCGUGGGGUUUCUCCUGGUCUUCUGGUUUCCUCCCACUGCUAAAGAUCCAUACACGCUAUCAGAUUAUUCAAAUAAAAUUGAACGAUAUGUUAGUCCUGAGAUGACCUAGUUUGUGUCAUUGGACAUUAAACUCUCUCUCUCUCUCUCUCUCUCUCUCUCUCUCUCAAAACACAUUUUUAACUCUUCAAUGGACACUUACAGUAUUACAAAACUUUUCUAUAAACUGUAACUGAUCUUAACUAAGCAUUUUAUUAGGAUGCUGGACUUUCCUAAAGCUUAUAGUAAUAUUGUUAUGACACUUUACUGGAGAUUUUAUUAUUGAAUAGCACUAUUAUUAUAACUCUUUACUGAAGCCUGCAUUGGGUUGUAACAAUUUACUCAAGCUUUUGUGCUGUACCAUGUUACUUUGUGUAGAAACUUGAAAUUGUUUUAUAGUAUAAUAUUAAAAUUGCUAUAACACUUUAUUGUAACAUGUUACUCAAGCCUUUAUUGUUUUUAGUAUUUUAUUGUAACAACACUUUAUUGGCACACUUUACAAGAACUUUUAUUAUACUCUAGCCUUUAGAAUACUGUAACUUUAUACUUUGUAGAAGCUUUAUGAUAUUGACAUAUUUUAAUGGAGCCUUUAUCAUGUAUUAUCACUUACUGAACCUUUUAUUGUGUUCCAACAAUUUUUAUGAACCUUAUAAUGUUUAACCUUUAAUUGUGCUGAAGCACUUUUGGGAAUUUUUUAUAAACUUUUUAAGGUAUUUAAGCAAUUUACUGAACCUUUCGCAUUGUUGUAACAUUUUACUGUAACCUUUAACAACUUACUCAAUCAUUGACUCUGUUUUAACUCUUCAUUGGAGGCUUAAUUUAUAGUUUUUACAUGAUUGUGUUUUAAUGUGGUCAUAUAUGGCUGUCUCCUUGUCUGUCUUUCGGUGGGGAGGUCUAGUGGUUCAACGCAUGAAAUCACAAAUUCUGUCAUUGAGUCAAGUGGCUUGGUUUUGAUACCCAACUUGAACAUGACAUGGAGUAGGGUCAUCUGUCCAACCUCGUGGGUAUUCUCCUGGUCGUCCAGUUUCCUUUCUCUGCUAAAGACCCCUGUGCUCAAGUGAAUUAUUGAAAUAAAAUUGAAACGUAUUUUAGUCCCGAAAUUACCUAUCAUUAUUUAUAAAGGACCAUUGACUUUGCAAGAUGAUACAUGUUAUAGUAUACUCUAUGUUUUAUGUGUAAAGAACAACUCAGGAUAAAACUGUUAUUAGUGAAUACAGUUUAUACAUUCAUAAUACUAUUUACUCAAACAAAAUUAGGAUUCUAAAUUAGAAACCAUAGUGAAAUAAAAGUAAAAGGGUAAUUAAAAUAUUAUUACAUUAAGAGUUGAAAUAUCCCCCAUUUAUUUCACUAAUUUUUAAAAAAAAUUUCACUAGGGUUUGAAAUAUUAGUUAUUAUUAUAUUAGUAGCUGUUUUCCAUAAGUACUGGUAUGUGUUAUAGUUAAUUAAUAUUUUAAAUAGUUCGCCUACUGGAAAAGAUGAAUCUUUAAAUUAGGAUAACAGACUCUUCUUGUUAGUCAGGUCGUUGAAAUGGAAAGCUUUUUAAUUUUUGAUGUGUUUUGUUGUUGAAUUUAGUUGUGCCAUUAUUAUUACUGCCAGCUUAUUGAAAGAAAUCCAUCAUUUUUAUGACUUCACAUCACUUUAUCCAACUUUAUCGCACAAAAAACAUAAAAAUAUAGUGUAACGGUGACACGAAAUACAACUUUUCUGACCAUAGCAAAGUAAUUUUUCAAGUCAAAACAACAAAGGGUGUCCUUUUUGAACAGGGGGGUUGGAUGGCUGAAUGGUUAGCGUGCGCGCACUGUAUCAUAAAGUCUGUCAUGGAGUCGACUGGCGUGGUUUCGAAUCCCCGGUUGUACGUGGCAAGGAGUAGGGUCGCCUGUCCAACUUGUGGGUUUUCUCCGGGGCCUCCGGUUUCCUCCCACUGCUAAAGACCCCUAGGCGCAAGCGAAUUAUGUAAAUAAAAUUAAACCAUAUGUUAGUCCCGAAAUGACCUAGUUUGUGUCGAGUGGCUCUCUCUCCCCUUUUUGAACAGUCAUAAAUGUACAGUAUAUAAACUAGAGAGUUGAGUUUUUCAGAAAUGGACUUGUUGGAAAGUAGGCCUACCAAUCAGUCAAAUAGAUAUAUUUUCCCUAUUGGCUGAAGAGGAUAGGUAUUUCGUGUAACUUUAUACUUCAAUAGGUAAACUAUAAGUAUACAUUUAUAGCAUGUUGUUUAAAUGCAAUAUUAUACACUACAGUUAUAUUUUUUCUUCCAAAGAUUAUUUUAUUUAUGUAGAACUGUCAUCAUUUUAAUUAUUAUAUUUAAACUGUACAAAACCAAUGAAGGAAUACCAAUUAAAUAAAACAAACUAUACUUA
This is a messenger RNA of Patella vulgata (common limpet), 4683 nucleotides long. Its product is annotated as transmembrane protein 65-like. Gene Ontology annotation, cellular component: mitochondrion. The transcript is spliced from 7 exons. The record is from RefSeq and is a predicted model, not a curated record. Lineage: Eukaryota; Metazoa; Mollusca; Gastropoda; Patellidae. The coding region runs from base 539 to 1261 and encodes 240 amino acids.